Messenger RNA from Sesamum indicum (sesame), 1519 nucleotides. Lineage: Eukaryota; Viridiplantae; Streptophyta; Magnoliopsida; Lamiales; Pedaliaceae. The record is from RefSeq and is a predicted model, not a curated record.
AUGUCCAGCAUUCUUGACUUGCUUCGUUAUCGCAUUCACCCUUUGCACUGUUUUGAGGUCCUAUGUCGGCCCUCCUCCCAUUGUGAUUUUGGAGCAGUCAAUGGAUUGGGGCCUCAAAAUGCUGAUGAGCACAGAAGAAAUCAGCAAACCACGACAAUCAUUGUGGCGCUAAUUCUUACAUUUCUUUUGUUGUUUGUUCCGGAUAUUGAUGCAGAUGAGAUCCCUCCAAACCCCAUUCUUCGUAAUUUGAGCAACUCAAGAUCUCAAGUCUAUGAAAUGAGUGGUGACUUAAGAAUCCAUGGAAACUCAUCCACCAUCUUAAUAGCUUCAACCCAUGCACUGGACUGUACAACUUCUUGGACAAUAAGACCUUAUGCGCGGAAAGGCGAUAAGGCAGUAAUGGGGAAGGUGAGAACGUUCAAGAUCGUUCCCCAACCCCCUCACGCCACCCCUCAUUGCACUCAAAAUUUCAGCGUUCCGGCGGUUGUUUUCUCCGCUGGAGGGUAUGCCGGAAACCCCUUUCACGACUUCACCGACGUGCUCAUUCCACUCUUCCUGACUUCCCGAGAAUUCAAUAGAACAGUGCUGUUUCUUGUAGCGAACAAGCGUUCUUGGUGGACUUCUAAGUACAAAGUUUUACUGGAGGGGCUCUCCAAGUUUGACGUGAUCGACAUUGACAAUGAAAACCAAGUGCUGUGUUUUCCAAGAAUGAUUGUUGGCCUGAAAGCCAACAAGGAGUUGAGCAUUGAUCCUUCUGAAUCCCCGCAUAAUUAUUCACUCACAGAUUUCACAAAGUUCCUUCGAAGCACGUACUCCUUGGAGAGAGAAACCACAUAUGAUUGUAUUCACAAUCACAAGUACCGCAGCACAAGACGACGCCCUCGCUUGCUCAUCGUUUCCAGGAAGAAAACCCGUCAUCUGGUCAAUGAAGGUGAAGUAGCCAACUUGGGUCGAAGCCUGGGAUUUGACGUUGUUGUGAAAGAAAUGGGGGGGCAGGUGUCGUCAGUUGCAAGAUUAGUGAACUCUUUUGAUGUGAUGGUAGGGGUGCAUGGAGCUGGACUUACCAACAUGGUUUUUCUUCCUGAAAAUGCAGUCGUAAUUCAAAUAGUACCCCUUGGAGUGGAUUUCUUGGCUAAAUAUUACUUUCAGCUUCCGGCUAAAGACAUGAAGUUGAAGUAUCUGGAGUACAAGGUGCGGUUAAAUGAAAGCUCAUUGUGGGCGAAAUAUCGGGGGGCAGCUGGUGGGCACGGCGUUGUUGAUUAUGGGAAGGGAUGGCAUGAUUUUCGUUCUGUUUAUUUGGACAAUCAAGAUGUAAAUGUUGAUUUGGGUAGGUUUAGGGGGACCCUAUUGAAAGCCUUGGAGCUUAUUCGAAGUUAGGACUUCUAAUAACUUCCACAUGGCUUACAUUGCAUACUUAUGUACACAUUUUAUGAAAUAGGUAUGUGUCAUUGUUAUUCUUUUUUGAUGACUUGCUUGUUUGUAAGGUCUGCUGGGGAUGUUGGUUGUAGCACGUAGUGGG